UGUGAGUCCGAAUUUUUCUAAGAUUAGUCUUUUUGUAAUAACAGCAAAGAAUUGCAAAAAAUUACUAGUUCUGAGCGUUUAAACAACAUUAGAUAUGUGAAAUAUCAUAUGUUUUAUAAACGCGAUUAGUUUUGAGUAACGGGACCAUCCACGAAGCAGAGAUGUUGAGAAAUGCCUCCGCGCAGAUACUUAAACAGUUCGUCAGACACAGAUCUACAGAUACAAGUCUGAUAUUGGAGAGAUCUAUUAACAAGGUCCAGCUGCUAGGGCGGGUGGGGCAGGACCCUGUUAUGAGACAGGUGGAGGGCAGAAACCCUGUCACCAUCUUUUCUAUGGCUACAAAUGAGAUGUGGCGUUCAGGAGAGGGUGAAACCACAAGUGCAGAUGUCAGCCAGAAAACAACAUGGCACAGAAUUUCUGUAUUCAAACCUGGUCUCAGAGAUGUGGCGUAUCAGUACGUCAAAAAAGGGUCCCGAAUUCUUGUCGAAGGAAAGCUUGACUAUGGUGAGUAUGUGGAUAAAAACAAUGUCAGGCGCCAGGCAACCACUAUUAUCGCAGAUAACAUUGUCUUUUUAAGUGAAAAUGUACGAGAUCAGCUGUGAAGAAGCAUUCUCAGACUUUUCACAGGAACGGAAAGAAGAUGGAUUAUAUUUUGGAUAGUUAUUCUGCUUAAAACACAUGAGUAGCCUUGUGCCUGACCUUAACAGUUGUACAAUAACAAAAUAAAUGUUGAUUGUAUGAUUGUGACACAACAGAGGGCCCCAGUGCAAUGCACUCCAGUCCCCAUAAACUGUAUUGAACUCUGUUUGUAACAAAAUUUUCUCUUCUAAAACAUAAAAUAUAUGUUGGAAACCAUGAAAGGGAAUUCUUUUGAACCAAAUCUUUUCCUGGUAUUUUUUGUUGAAUAAGUUUGUUUAUAAACUUUUUUUCGUCCGUAAAGGGUUACGAUUAGGCUCAUCCUGUCAAUAUUAUGUAAUUUUAAGUGUACACACUUCUGUAGAAGCACUUGUGAGAUGCCUGAAUUUUCAGAAGCUUUUAUAGUUUUCUGUCUUAUAUAAAAACUAGUUUCAUUUAUUUAACCUGUUUGAGAUGUUGAAUAAAGUUCAAACAACAUUUUCAA
Triplophysa dalaica is the source of this 1120-nucleotide messenger RNA. RefSeq names its product single-stranded DNA binding protein 1 (gene ssbp1). Gene Ontology annotation, biological process: mitochondrial DNA replication; positive regulation of helicase activity. Gene Ontology annotation, molecular function: single-stranded DNA binding. Gene Ontology annotation, cellular component: mitochondrial nucleoid. The transcript has 7 exons. Lineage: Eukaryota; Metazoa; Chordata; Actinopteri; Cypriniformes; Nemacheilidae. Bases 162 to 602 code for a protein of 146 amino acids. The record is from RefSeq and is a predicted model, not a curated record.